AUGAAAGCAGGCACUCCUGAUGUCGAACACAAUUCUUCUCAGAUGGAACCAUCGGUGAAAGCCGGUGUCAGAUCAAAGCCAGUGAAGUGUUUGCCUGAAUCGGCGGCGAAGAUCUCCCCGGUACCACCUGAGGAAGUUCUAGAGGCAGAGAUGCCUUCUGAAACGCCUAAAAGCGAAAUGGAGAGACUGGCUCCGGCAGAAAAGACAUCGUCAACAGCUGAAAUAAAGCAAUCCGAACCGGUAUCCGCGGCCACGCUCGAGGAAGUGCAACGGGAUGUGCUGGAGGCCGAAGACGAAGUGCGUCAAGCAGAAAAGCAGCGCCAGGAGGAAUUAGAACAAGAAAUUGAUGCUGAAGUUCAGCAAAUACUUACUGAAUCCGAACAUGCCAAGCACGGAGAGGCAGCCAUUGCAGCGGCUGCUUCCGAGGAAGCAGCAACGAUCACAGCAAAGAAGAAAGCGCUAUCAGCUAGCGAGGCAGAACAUGAACAUGCGGAAACGGACUCGGACGAAAAGGAGGCAAAAAGCAAAAAUGCGAGAGCCUCCAAGAUAGCAGACCAGAAGUCGGAAGAACGUGAAGCUGCGGAAAGAGCUAUUGGCGGUUCCUCUGCAGAGGGCCGAAAGGCUCAGAGACGAAAUAAAAAAUUUUAUCCGCUGUACUGCACUCAAGCAGCCAAAAAGCAAUUAACAGGAGGCACUUUACCCAUGCUUACACGCAGUGGUGCAAGUAAAAACGCCAAUAACUGA
This is a messenger RNA of Cyclospora cayetanensis, 744 nucleotides long. RefSeq names its product proton pump-interactor BIP131-like. The record is from RefSeq and is a predicted model, not a curated record. NCBI's taxonomy places the organism in Eukaryota, Apicomplexa, Conoidasida, Eucoccidiorida, Eimeriidae. The transcript is spliced from 5 exons. Bases 1 to 744 code for a protein of 247 amino acids.